Molecule: messenger RNA, 1709 nt
Organism: Cinara cedri
Lineage: Eukaryota; Metazoa; Arthropoda; Insecta; Hemiptera; Aphididae
Source: the annotation of a GenBank genome assembly
AUGGAAGGUAUAGACGAUUUGAUUUGUGAUGGCAAUAUACAGCAAAAUAUGGUUCCGGGUGCCUCAAACGGUAAACGUCCCGCGACAGAUCAACAGGUCGAACCAUCUUAUAUGAAUACGCAAUUACGGAAAAAGAAAAAAGGUUUCUUGGAUAGUGAAGCAGGGAGGUUGAGUCCAUGGCCAUGGACUAAACCAAUAGUCCCGGUGAUCAAUGUAACGGAUCAAAAAAAUGGAAAUGAUCAUAUGAUGGAAAUCUAUUCUAGUAGUAAGGAUAACGAUGGUAAGGAUAUUAUCGAUAAUUCCACUAUUCUCAACCCUCACUACACAAAUGAACAAAGUAAAUAAUUAUAACCAAAAUUUAACGCGGUUUUAAAAUGUUUAUUUUAAAUUUAUUUUCAUGAAUCAUUUAGCAAAAUGAGGAAAGAGUUGGAUAAGAUAUCGUAUAAUUUAAAAUUUCAAUAAUUAAGACCACCUUAAUCUAUAUGUAUAUACUUAUUUUUAUGAAUUUAUUAGAUCCAACUGCAGAAAAGAUUACAAGUAGUUCAUAUAAUUCAUAAAUUAAUUUAUAUAAUCACAACAAAAUUAAUUUUGUAUUCUUGAUAAGAUUCAGUUGCUUUUACCUUAAAUCAAAAGGCUGUUGUUUAGUGACCAUUGUCCAUACCAUGUAGGUAUAAACUAACAAAAAAUAUUAUGGCUUUUUAUCUGGGAAAAACUUUUCUACCGGCUAUUUUGCUUCAAAUUACAAAGGUAGCACUUUUUCUGAAAGAAAGUUCGACCAGAAAGUAUUUUAAAAUGUUUUUUUUAGUUUUCCCAAUAAACAGAAAACCUCCGAUUAUCAAGCUUUCAUAUUUUUUUUUCCUAGUUUUCCACAUUUGCUGAGAAAACGCUUGAGCAAAUCCAAAAUUGAUCUCUUUAAGGUAUCUCACUAAUGAACUUUCCUUUUAGACAUAUUGCUAUUAUUAUGAAUAGGAACCAGAUCUAAAAGUUAUCCACCUGAAAAAAGAAAACCAUAGUGCUUUGAGCNUAUUUUUCCCAAUAAAUAGGAAACCUACGAUUAUCAAGCUUUCGUAUUUUUUUCCUAGUUUUUCACAUAUACUGAGAAUACGCUUGAGCAAAUCCAAAAUUGAUCUUUUUAAGGUAUCUCACUAAUGAACUUUCCUUUUAGAAAUAUUGCUAUUAUUAUAAGUUGGAACCAGAUCAAAAAGUUAUCCACCUGAAAAAAGAAAGCCAUAGUACUUUGAGCCAUUACCUACAUUUCUUACAUUUUCCAAUUUUCAUUUUGCAACUCUUAUUCGAUUUUUCUCAUUUAGUGAUACAUUGAUACAUAAUUCAAAAAAUCACCAUAACUAAACUGUACCCUACCCAUGUAUUUGUCGAUCAUUAAUAGAUAAUAUUUUGUAAAAAUAAGAACAUUGAUUACGUUGGGUUUUACAGUGAUGGAAGGUAUGGACAAUGUUUCCGGACACGCAGCCAGUCAAAAUAAUGACGAUAUUAAUAUAAUCGAUAUAUGUCUCAGUAGUGAAGGUAAGAAUGACAAUGAAAAAAUUAAUUUUAUCUGUACCAGUAGUGGUGAUAAUGUUAAUGAUUACACUGUUGCAAUAAAUUCCGAUACUGAAGAAUCCGAAGCUGAUGAUACUAUAAAAAUAAACAAGAAUUCGAACCUUCAAGAUGCAGAAGUUGAGCUAUUAAAACCAAAUUUAUUCUCAUAA